AUGAAAGACGUACUAAUUGUAUCACAGAGAAAACUGUCCAAAGCUUUAUUGAAGCAAGGAAACACAGCUGGCAAAUCAUCUAUCACAGUCACAGCUGAAGAGCUGUCUGGGAAUGAUGAUUACGUGGAGCUUGCCUUCAGUGCCAAGAAACUGGAUGACAAGGACUUUUUUAGCAAGUCGGAUCCAUUUCUGGAAAUCUUCAGAGUGAAUGAUGAUGGCACAGCAUCACUGGUGCACAGAACAGAGACCAUUAUGAACAAUCUGAGUCCUGUCUGGAAAUCAUUCAAAGUUUCUUUAAACACACUCUGCAGUGGAGACCAUGAGCGGGAGUUAAAGUGUACAGUAUGGGACUGGGAUUCAAAUGGCAAGCACGACUUUAUAGGAGAAUUUCAAACCACCUUUAAGGAGAUGAAGGCGGCGAUGGAUGGGAAGCAGGCAUCAUCACAAGAGAAACUACAAACUGAUCUUGGCCAAAAGAUCCAGUGGGAGUGUAUUAACCCUAAGUACCAAGUGAAGAAGAAGAAUUACAGAAAUUCUGGAAUGGUAAUUCUUACCAUGUGCAAGAUCAUAAAGAUGCACUCUUUCCUGGAUUACAUCAUGGGAGGAUGUCAGAUUCAGUUCACAGUGGCUAUUGAUUUCACUGCCUCAAAUGGUGACCCUCGAAACAGCUGCUCCCUCCACUACAUCCACCCUUACCAGCCCAAUGAGUACCUCAAAGCGCUGAUCGCUGUUGGGGAGAUCUGCCAGGACUACGAUAGCGACAAAAUGUUUCCCGCUUUUGGCUUUGGAGCCCAAAUCCCACCAGAAAAUAUUUAUUACGAAUACUUUAUACUGCUAAUCCUGACGGAUGGAGUGAUCACAGAUAUGGCGGAUACACGAGAGGCCAUCGUCCACGCAUCCCACCUGCCCAUGUCCGUCAUCAUUGUCGGCAUAGGCAACGCAGAUUUCAGCGACAUGCAGAUGCUGGACGGUGAUGAUGGAAUCCUCCGCUCUCCUAAAGGAGAACCUGUCCUGAGGGACAUCGUGCAGUUUGUGCCCUUCCACAACUUCAAACAUGCCUCUCCUGCAGCGCUGGCUAAAAGUGUGCUGGCUGAGGUUCCCAAUCAAGUGGUGGAUUACUACAAUGGAAAAGGCAUCAAGCCCAAAUGCAUGUCGGAUUUUGAGUCUUCCAGAGCGUUCAGUCCCUGAGCUACGCACAGCCAUAUUCGUCUCAGCUUCAAGAUAUCUUCAUUGAUCAUUUCAGAGCUUGCUGCAUUAGUGUAAGCAUCGACAAGCAGGUCCAUCCUUGUUGUUUUUUUUGUCACUCAGGUUUCCAAUAGCAUUGGGCAAAAAUGUCCUUAGCUGUCCAUAUUUUCUUUUUACGCAGUUGUUAGUUAUAUUAAAGGUGCGCUCAGUCAUUUUUUGUUUUUGUUUCCCUGGCUAAUAUGGCAGUUGUCUUGGACCUAAAGUCACCAUGAAAUCAAAACUGACUUGAAUGCAAUAUUGCAGUGAUUAGAAAGGAUAUGUCUGUGCACAUCAUUAUUUUACAUGUACCCUCGUAAUCUUUUUUUAAUCAAUAUAACUUCCCUUCUCCCUCGCAAGUGUAAUGGAGGACAGGCUUUUGUUACCUUUUGUUUUGUUGAUAUUAUUACUGUUAUUUUGGUGGACCUGCUAUACAAGGGCUAUAUAGUCCAAUAUAGCAUAAUAUUCCAAUGCGUAAUCGUUUAGGAGGCAAGUGAUUAACAGUUAUUGGCCAGUGCAUGACCACCGCUCAGUUAGUAAACACUGUUAGUCCUUUAUGAUCCAAAGUGCAACCAUUUUAUUGCUUUAUUCAAUUUACCUGCAAAAAGUUUGUGGUCGGUAAGAUUUUAAUGUUUUUUCUAAGAAGUCUCCUAUGGCUUGAUUACCUACCCACCCCAAACGUUUGAACGGUAGUGUAUUUAUUUUAAAACUUAUGUUUAAUGUG
This is a messenger RNA of Sinocyclocheilus anshuiensis, 1945 nucleotides long. Its product is annotated as copine-4-like. Gene Ontology annotation, molecular function: calcium-dependent phospholipid binding. The transcript is spliced from 14 exons. Gene Ontology annotation, cellular component: plasma membrane. The coding region runs from base 1 to 1188 and encodes 395 amino acids. The record is from RefSeq and is a predicted model, not a curated record. NCBI's taxonomy places the organism in Eukaryota, Metazoa, Chordata, Actinopteri, Cypriniformes, Cyprinidae. Gene Ontology annotation, biological process: cellular response to calcium ion.